GUAGUUCUACGUCAUAAAGAAUCCGGAAUGUAAACAUACAAGAAAAUAUUUAAAUACCGAGAAAAAGCACGGAUACAUGCCUUUGUGCUUUGUCUUAUACGCCGUGCCUUGAAAGGAUACCAAUUAUUUAUUAAAUUAUCGGUGUUUUCGAUACUGUUUGUUCUGAAAAACGAUGCUAUGCUGCUUUUUUGCCUUUUAUCUGUUGCUUGUUGUUACUGCGGACGUUCACGAUGAAGAUUGGAAAAAUAACUGGUUUCCAGAACCACCUGGAGGUAGCGCAAAAAACGUAACUGAAUCUCCGCCAGUACUUUCCAGUACUGUGCAGAAUUUGGAAGAUCGCGACCAUUACGGCCGAAUAUCGAUGGGCAUUCAGAAUCCGGAAUGUGAUGAUGCUAAAACCAACCUUAAGGUUGACUUUGAUCCGCACAACAUUAGCCACUCAACCGUAUAUCUAUGCCUAGAUAACAAAAUGGAUUACCGCGGGGAUUACAAUAUGGAUCCACUAAUCACCAUUUACGAUGUUCCCAAGGCGUAUGUGGCUAUCCACAGAUGCAUGAAUGAGAGCAUUAAAUAUGAGGACGGUAUACCUACCUACGGAACUCAUCGUCCAUUGUGGCCACGGUAUGGUGAAUACACAUAUGUACCUCCCCAGCGUUGGCUGCAUAACAGCGAGCAUGGAGCGGCAAUAGCGCUUUAUCAUCCUUGUGCUAACAAGCAACAGGUUGAAGAAUUUAAGCAAAUCGUUAAGGGUUGCCUCUACCGGCAUAUUAUUACGCCAUCGGAUCUUCCCUCAAAAGACCGCCCGUUUGCUGUAGUUACGUGGGGUGCAUUGCUUGAGUUUUCAGUUUUACAACGUGAAAUUGUAGAGGAUUUUAUUCGAAUAUACGCUCUAAGAGGCCCAGAACAAGUUGCCAGAGAUGGUCAAUACGAAGAAUUGCUAGUAGAGCCGGCAAAGAUCAUUUCUACUUUAGAGGAUGAAGUGAUAUGUCCAAGACAUCAAAGAGACUAAAAUCCGGUCAGUGCCGUAAUUUCAGCAGACUAUUUGUCAGUAAAGUAAAAAUAAAAUUGCUUCUAUGUACAAUAAAUUAUAAUGCAUAAUAAAUUAUAACUAGUGCAAGCGCAUUC
Molecule: messenger RNA, 1125 nt
Organism: Sabethes cyaneus
Lineage: Eukaryota; Metazoa; Arthropoda; Insecta; Diptera; Culicidae
Exons: 3
Coding region: 173-1009 (278 amino acids)
Cellular component (GO): cytoplasm
Source: RefSeq, a predicted model, not a curated record